Molecule: messenger RNA, 315 nt
Organism: Gregarina niphandrodes
Lineage: Eukaryota; Apicomplexa; Conoidasida; Eugregarinorida; Gregarinidae
Exons: 1
Coding region: 1-315 (104 amino acids)
Source: RefSeq, a predicted model, not a curated record
AUGAACCCCGCAAGGAACCCAGUGUUGCAAGUGUUCAGCAAUAAGGCCAUGACCCUCAGCAUAUUGUGUAAGAUCUUGGCAUUCAGAACACUCUCACUCUUGGCAUUCAGAACACUCUCACUCUUGGCAUUCAGAACACUCUCACUCUUGGCAUUCAGAACACUCUUGGGUGGUAACACUCUCGGCAUUGAGAAAAUCUUAGUUGUAGAUUACUUAGGACUGGGAUACAUGAAGGCAAUGCUGGAGUACUUGCAGUGUCCGAAGAACUCAGACGUACCCGAACACGUUUGGUUCAACGGACACCGACAUCAGUAA